Messenger RNA from Durio zibethinus, 1377 nucleotides. RefSeq names its product thermospermine synthase ACL5-like. Gene Ontology annotation, biological process: polyamine biosynthetic process. The record is from RefSeq and is a predicted model, not a curated record. Lineage: Eukaryota; Viridiplantae; Streptophyta; Magnoliopsida; Malvales; Malvaceae. Gene Ontology annotation, molecular function: thermospermine synthase activity.
CACAUAUCCAUGGCGUUACAAUCCUCAAACUAUACCACCUUUUGCUCUUCUUUUGUUCUUUGCUUCCUUUGUCUUUCUUUUCUUUGGCCUUUUUUGGGGGGUUUGAGUUGCUUUACUGAUUUCCACUUAACUUUUUUGAUCAUGGGUGAGGCUGUGGAGAUCUGCUAUCCAAAUGGUUUCUCAAAAAUUUGCAAUGGAACAGCUAACCAAAAUCUUGAUGAAGAGAGUCACCAUUUUGAUUCUUGGUACGAAGAAACCAUUGAUGAAGAUCUCAAAUGGUCCUUUGCUUUGAAAAGUGUGCUGUAUAAAGGCGCAAGCGAAUACCAGGAUAUAGCUCUUUUGGACACUAAACGUUUCGGAAAGGUGUUGGUGAUUGAUGGAAAGAUGCAAAGUGCCGAAGUUGACGAGUUUAUCUAUCACGAGUGCUUAAUUCACCCGGCUCUUUUAUUUCACUCGAACCCUAAAACUGUGUUUAUAAUGGGAGGAGGGGAAGGGUCUGCUGCAAGGGAAGCACUCAGGCAUAAAUCAAUUGAAGAAGUUGUCAUGUGUGAUAUUGACCAGGAAGUGGUCAAUUUCUGCCGUAGAUUCCUGACUGUGAACCGAGAUGCAUUUUGCAACAAAAAGCUUAAUCUUGUUAUUAAUGAUGCUAAGGCUGAACUGGAGGGAAGGAAUGAGAAAUAUGAUAUCAUAGUUGGAGACUUGGCAGAUCCUGUUGAGGGCGGUCCUUGCUAUCAACUUUACACAAAAUCAUUCUAUGAGAAAAUUCUUAAGCCUAAGCUCAAUGAAAAUGGCAUUUUUGUUACUCAGGCUGGCCCAGCUGGCAUUUUCACUCACAAGGAGGUCUUCUCUUCCAUAUACAACACAAUCAGACAGGUUUUCAAGUAUGUGCUGGCAUACACAGCCCAUGUGCCAUCUUUUGCGGAUACCUGGGGAUGGGUUAUGGCCUCGGAUCAACCAUUCUCCAUUGGUGCUGAGGAAAUUGACAGGAGGAUAGCAGAAAGAGUCGAUGGUGAAUUACUCUACUUGAAUGGCGCUUCAUUCCUUUCCUCUGCUACCAUGAAUAAGACUGUCUAUUUGUCGCUGUUGAAUGAAACUCAUGUUUACACUGAGGAAGAUGCAAGAUUUAUACCUGGACAUGGGUUGGCUCAUCGUCUUUGAGGUUUCAGGCCUUGGUCUGGGUGAAGAAGUUGUAAAUAAAAAAAAGGGAAGGGUUGCAAUUAAAAGAUAGCAGCAAAACUUUGCUCGAAAGAAAUUAGUCAUCAAUCUUUGAAAGAACUUGGUUUUGAUGAAGACAUUUAUGUGUUGGCUUUGGGUUGUUUACAGUUUUCAUUUGAAUGAAGUGAUGCAUGAAAGCUUUAUCUAUAAAUCUAAUCAAUU